Molecule: messenger RNA, 1296 nt
Organism: Stegodyphus dumicola
Lineage: Eukaryota; Metazoa; Arthropoda; Arachnida; Araneae; Eresidae
Product: armadillo repeat-containing protein 2
Biological process (GO): cilium organization
Source: RefSeq, a predicted model, not a curated record
AGUUUUAUAUUUAGUAAAUUGGUUGAUAAAAGCGAUGGUAGAAGAGCCCUACUGCAGUGCAAAGAAUAUCUUCCAGCUUUCCCCACUAUUUUAGAAAAAUAUAAGUUCCAUUUAGAUAUAACAUUGCAACUAACCUUUAUAAUUGGAAACCUUGUUUCAGAAGAUGAAAAUGUAGCUCUAUCUUUCGUGUUUUCGCAAAGCUUUUGUGAUAUUUUAAUUCAUAUUUUAAAAGUCUACGUUAAAGAGCAUCUUCAAGUAUCUUCAUCUGAUUCUACUGAAAGUAAGAUGUUUUUAUCGUGCGGGGACCGUAAUUGGCGUGAUGAUAUAUUGGAAGCAAUCUUAAAGAUACUCUGUAUUUGGGCUAACAUAUGUCUCAGCCCAAAAGCUGGAUACCAGCUGGGAAAGAAAGACAGUGUAAUUACUCAUUUAUUGGAUAUAGUUGGUGCAUAUGUGGAGCACGAUAAAGGUACUGAUGCAGAUCUAAUUUUACAUUCCAUUCUUGUCGUCGUUGGAAAUAUUUCUUACUACAUAGCGUCUGAUUCAGAGCUUUGUAUUGAAGUAUCUAAAUGUGUAACCCCUCUUCUAGAUGAUAGCUAUAGUUUUGAAAUAAGACUGGAAUCCGCAAAUAUUAUUCGAAAUCUGACAAGAUCGCCAAAAACUAGAGCCUAUAUUCAAGAGCAUUCAUUGUUACCUGCAUUUAUCCAGCUUCUAAGAGAAGAUGGGAAAGACUUCAAUACUGCGGCUUAUGGAAUAAUAAUGAAUCUGUUAAUCGAUCGUACGUCUUGUGAAUUGUUUUAUAAAGAAGAAGGCGUCACUAGAUUACUACAUAAACUUCAUCUUUGCGCUGAUCGAGAUUGGAAAACAUGUGCUUUUCUCUGUCAGAUACUUUGGAACUACUGUGGUGGUGAAAAUGCAGAUACGAUACCCAUUAAAAAAAUUGAAGCUCAACAUUUGCUAAAGUAUUUAACGUAUUCACUCAGAGAAAACAGUGGUAGCACGAAUAGAAAUACUGAUCAAGUAUGGAGCAAUGAAUUCUGUCCAGUUGCGCAAAAAUUGUUGGAACUUCUGAAAACUAAAAAAUGUUGUAUAUCUUGAUAAAUGCUAUGAAUAUUUAUUUUUAUUGAAUUAUUUAACGUUGUUUUUAACUUACUAGAUUUUAUAUUUCAUAUAGCUUUUAAAAUUUUGUAGUCUAAUUUAAUCUUUUAGGAACUGGAAAGAUAUUACUGACUUUUUGUAUAAGUUUGUAAAUUUGUCCUUAAAAAUUUGUAUGAUGUUAUAUGCUUGUAUAAAAAAUAA